CACUUUAGUCAGACACUCGCUACAGAGACCUGAGUUUUAUCCUGAAUUGUUUUUUUAUUACUUGUUAAACGCGGUGACGAACAUUUUUAUGAGUGAAACUGUUUAUUUCUGAUUGGCCAAAGUCUGCACUGUAAAAUGGAGGACAAUAGCGCUGUACUUAAUGUUUUGCUUUUACUCACAUUUUCUGUUCAUCUUUCUGCAGCAGACACACACUCUCAGCAGUUCUUCUACACCGCUGUCACACCAGGAAUAAAUGUCACUGCUGUUGGUCUGCUGGAUGGGGAACAGUUUGUGUACUACAACAGUAACAUCAAGAUGAUGAUCCCAAAGACAGAGUGGAUACAGAAGAUCACUGCUGAUGAUAAAGGUUACUGGAACAGAGAAACAGAGCGUGUUGAGACUCAUCAGGACUCUGUGGCUACAGUAAUGAAAAGCUUGAAUCAAACUGAAGGAGAUCAUAAACUCCAGUGGAUGCUUGGCUGUGGGCUUGAUAACGUCACUGUUAGAGGAUACAGUCAGUAUCGUUAUGAUGGAGAAGAUUUCAUCAGUCUGGAUCUGAACUGGAACCAGGAACUUGGAAGUGGAACCUGGACUGCAGCUAAUGAGAAAGCUGAAAUCUUUAUAAACAUGUGGGACCCUAAAGGAGACCAGGCCAGAUACUGGAUGGACUACCUGAAAUACGACUGUAUUGAUCAGUUAAAGAAGUUUGUGAAUCACAGCAGAGAGACUCUAGAGAGGAAAGUUCAUUCUGAGGUUUCAGUGAUCCAGAAACACUCGUCUUCUCCAGAGGUGGUGUGUAACGCUACAGGUUUCUUCCCCGAAGCAGUGAAUAUCACAUGGAGGAAGGACGGAGAGGACGUGCAUGAGAACGUGGAGCUCAGAAUGUCGUUAAUAAACCAGGAUGGAAGCUUCCAGAAGAGAAGCAUUCUGAAAGUCCCAGCUGAGGAGCUGCAGAAACACAACUACACCUGUGUGAUUCAGCACAGCAGCUUGGAGAAGGAGUUAGUGCUGAAUGUGAACAAGCAAUCAAACACAAAAGGUUCAGGAUCAGGUGGAGGAUCAGGUGGAGGAUCAGAUGGAGGAUCAGAUGGAGGAUCAGAUGGAGGAUCAGAUGGAGGGAAUAUUGGCAUCAUUGUUGCUGUAGUCGUCCCUCUCCUUGUUCUCGUUGCUGUUGGAGUGUUCUUCUGGAAGAAGAUAAAAUGUUCUGGUGCAGACAAACCCCCUGAAAUUCAACAGAAUGGAACUGAGAUACAUCCCCUAAAGACUCCACACAGUGACGUUCCGGUCUAAACCAGGAAGUGAGCCUCCACACUGAAGAGCGAUUUCCUGUCCAGGUUUUCCUCUACUGAAGCUUCCAUUCAGGGUGUGAAGAGUGAAUACAUACAUCUUUCAUGUGGGUUUAACUCAGACUCCAGUGUAAUGCUUAUUUUCAGUCUUUAUCAGAACUUAUGGACUUUAUCAGUAGUUACUACUGUGGAUAAAUAGUACAAGUACAAUAGUACAAUAAGUACUUUAUUACUGUGGAUAAAAGUACAAGCUUAAAGACAAAGAAAGAGAAAGAACAGCGGUGUAAGAACUGAAGCUGAGUCACUACACAGCUUUAUUUUUAAAAUAAAACUCCUGAUUGUACAGAGCAGAGGAAGGAGUUCAGAGGAUCCCAGCAACAGCCAGUAAAUGUAAACGUGCUUUACUCCAUAUUAGUCAGUGAAUGAAGCAAAUGAUGUUUACCUUAAUGACCAACACACAGGAUCCCAGGGUGACUAUAGUUUAUUAACUGUGACAUUUUGACAUUUUCAAACUAGAUUGGAGCAGAAACUCAGCUAGUGUUGGUGUAGAGAUGCAUUUGCUUUAUUUUUCCUCCUAAAACUUGUCAGUAUGUGGUCUAAGAGAAAUUGUUGUGUGGCUUGUGUUCUGUGAAGGACUGGAGGCCCAGGAAGGGUUUUCUUAAGACAAAAUUUAUUAUUAGUUUUACUUCAAACCAAAACUCCAUCCAGAUCCAUGUAAUGUUUCUUCUAUGUGUUUGGGUUUGUUUAUGUUGGGGGUUUAUUUUAGAGUCCAGUGGGUUUUAAUGUGGUGUUACAUCAGUUAGGAGAAUCUCAACAACCAGAACAACAAAGAUUACUAACAAAACUGGACAAAUUUUCACAAAUCCUUCAGUAACUGAAGUCAGCAGCUUCCUUUAGACAUACAGUGAGCUUAUUAAAGGAUAUUUCUGUUUUUCUCAGUGCAUGAAACAUGCACAACAGGUACAGAGGAAAAAUACAGUAAUUACUGUAAUAAUCUGUAUUAUUUUUGUUUAUACUCACAAUUGUGAGUGUUUUUUGGCAGUGUUUACUGCAAUGUUUACAGAGAAAUAUUUAUGGACAGGCUAUUUUGAUGCCUUUUUGUCAUUUCUUGUCUUUUAAGCUUUUUACAUUAUGGAUCAUGUGCAGCAUUAUUAGCAAAGUUAUUGUUAUUGCUUUUUAUGAUGUAUUAUUUAAUGCCUUUUUUAACUAUUUGAAAUGUGAUGUAUUGAAUACUAUGAACUAAAGGCAAUAUGAGUCACUUUGCACUUUUUUAAACUUAAAUGUAUCAAGAUUGAUGAUAUAUUUAUGUAUUGUUACAUGAGACAUAUUUUAGAAUAAUAUGUGUGUGCAAAAGUGUGUACAUUUGAGAGCAAAAGUAUUAAUACCCAGUAACUUGAAACAUCAGUACAAUUAGAGGGUGUUUUUACUUUUCUGCCCAAAUUCAGUAUAACACCCAGAGGAAAGAGCUAUCUGUGAUUGACAGGAAACAGAGGUUAGCCCCUCCCACCCUGACAGCACAGACAAUACUGCUCCAAAGUCAAAUUGGCUUUUAAAACUCUUUCACUUUUUUUAAGCUCACAAACUCAAACCUGGGACACACACUUUUGUACUCAACUGGAAAAUGAAUGAAAAUGUUUACUUACCAAGUAUAUAUGUUUUUUAUUUAAUAUAUAUUUUUGGUAA
This is a messenger RNA of Tachysurus vachellii, 2969 nucleotides long. Its product is annotated as H-2 class I histocompatibility antigen, Q10 alpha chain-like. Bases 136 to 1290 code for a protein of 384 amino acids. Gene Ontology annotation, cellular component: external side of plasma membrane. The record is from RefSeq and is a predicted model, not a curated record. Gene Ontology annotation, biological process: immune response. Lineage: Eukaryota; Metazoa; Chordata; Actinopteri; Siluriformes; Bagridae. The transcript has 6 exons.